CUGGCUGCAGCUGCUGGUGUCCUCGCCUUGGGUCGGGCGAGCGAGAAGCGCGACGAAAGGAUGCGUUGAGCGCCUUGAUACCAAUGCCCUCGAUCAGAAAAAGGGUGGUCAGCUUCAUCCGGCAGCUGUCCCACCCGCACUCGUCGACGCCGAAGCCCCUGCCGCCGCCUCCCGACUGCUUCAUCCAGCGCUAUCUCUACGGAGAUGAGCACAGGCGCGAGCAGCCGACGAUCGAGCACUCGUGUGGCAGCGCGUGCCAGGAGCUGCCGGUGCGCCACCUGGGGCACCUGAGCCCGGUCGUGUUCGCCGCCUGCACCGGCCCUGAUGGCGGCCUCACCACCGUCAACUGCGCCGCAGCCCAGAAGAACGUCAGCACCAGCGACCCUGACGUGGAGUACAUCGACGACUCGCGACGCAGCUCCAGCAGCUCUCUGCGCACCAACAAGCUGUCCAGCUUGUCCAGGUCGGUGGACAACUCGAUGAUGAACAUCCGCGCGAUGGGCAUGACGUACUGCAUCAAUGAGGCUGACCAGGGCAAGAAAAGCGUGCACACGUCCAUAUCAGACCUGAACGAGUACAUUCACGACAUGGAGAGUAGCUACCCCAUCAUUCCCCCGCCCGAAGAAUACGUUGACACCCCGGAAGAAGCGCCACCUUACUUGAGAUACACCUGCAGCGCUCCUGCCUCGCCCUUCCACCAGUCUCCUGAACCCAUGUCCUUCCAAACGAUGGCCCUGCGGAACGUGGAGGUGGCCGGCGUGAAAGACUGGUUUCGGCCGCACCCGCGGGCCUACGGGGCGGCGACCAGUCUGUACGAGCGACACCCCGUGACCAGACAGCACGCCGGCGACCCGAUCGCCGACUCGUUCGGGGUGGUCGCCCGCGAGAACAGUGCCAUCCUCGUGCUGGCCGACGGCGUCAACUGGGGCGAGAAGGCCAAGUUGGCGUCGCGCUCGGCCGUCCACGGCUGCAUCGAGUACCUCAACAAGGUGCUUUACAUCGACAGCUUCCGCUCGCCAGCCCGCGCCCGCCCAAAAAACACCUCGGACGUGUUUCUUGCACUGUUGAGGUCCUUCCACAUGGCGCACAGCAUGAUCCUGCAAGAGGGUGGCAUGCUGACUACCCUUACCGCGGCAGUGGUGCUGCCCCUCCAGGAAGACGACCAGUACGUAGUGUGCGUGUGCAACGUCGGCGACUCCCUCGCUUACGUCUACAGUCCAAGACAUGGUGUUCGGGAAAUUACCCAAGGUUCGCAUGACAUCAACUCGAUGCGAGACAUGCGCGACGCGUUAGGUGCGCUGGGCCCCGUGGACGGGCUCAACCCUGAGCUGAGCAAUUUGACCUGCUCAAUGACCGAGGUGCAGAGCGGCGACAUCGUCUUCAUCACCAGCGACGGCGUUUCGGACAACUUCGACCCCGUGGUGGGCAAGUUCGCCAUCCCGAAACGCACGUCGAUGAGUUCACCGCCGCUGAGUCGACGGAACCCGAAGGAGCAUCCAGGUCUUCCGGGCUCGGCUUCCGCCGGAAACAUUCUCGACGGCAUCCGCAGGCCGCCGCCGUUCGUCGAGGCCCACCAGCGUCACGAGCUCACCCUCAUGCGCAUGGAGGACCUGCUCAUUCACGGACUCACGGACAAUGAACCUCCGUGCAGGAAUGCCCAGCAGCUGUGCGUGCAGCUGAUCGACUUCGCGUCGAAACUGACGGUGGCCAAGCGCAGAAUCCUCGAGGACCCGGAUCUGUACGUGAACGAGUCGUCCGAGCACGACAAGCUCGAGCUGAAGCGCAACGAGCAGCGGUGCCGUCGUCGCAAGGUGUUCGAGAGACUGGCCAUGGUGCCUGGCAAACUGGACCACGCAUCGGUGGUCGCCUACACUGUCGGUGAUUACCAGUUGUGUUGAGGUUGCGAGAAAAAAAAGAAAGAAAUAGAAGCAACGAGUGUGAUUCGACUCCGCGAGUGCCAACUCGCGACUCCUGUUCUUGUUCUCGACAAGCUUCAGAGUUUAUUAUUGAAUUAUGAAUUAUUACGCUGUUAUUCUUACGAGGAAAGUUUAAUUAAUCGCAUUAAUCUACUUGGGAAGUUAUAUAUUUUGAAUGCAAAUCUAUCGCUUUUAGAGUUCUUUUGACUUUCACCGACGCAGAGCUUCGAAUCAAAUUGUUGAUCAAAAAGCCCUCUUUUUAGAAACAUUUUUGUCUGGCAGCUCGUGUAAAUAGUUGUUGAGCAAUUAUUUUCUCAAUUGUGGCACUUGGUGCGAUUUUUACAUUUGUUUUGUAUUUUUCCUGCUGGAUAGGGAACGUUAAAAAAGAUACCUUUUGAGCCAUAUUUGCACAAUUUUAGACUAUUGCUUUUUCACACAUUUCCACGCUUGGUCGGCAGCAAAAAACUCUUAUUCCACUAGCAAUACAUUUUAACUAACAGAAUCUCCUCAGAUACAAAAAAUUUGCUGCUGCCGUAACUCUGCCAUCCUUUGUUGAUCUCAUGUACAAUAUUAUAAUUAUAUUUUCACUUUAAAAACAGAUUUGAAAAGGUUGCAUGUACAAAAUAGUCUGUGACUCGAAACAAUGAAUAUUAUACCUACGAUGAAUGGACAAAAUAAAACAGACUUGAUUAUCAAAAAUUCA
Cloeon dipterum is the source of this 2619-nucleotide messenger RNA. RefSeq names its product PP2C-like domain-containing protein CG9801. The transcript has 7 exons. The record is from RefSeq and is a predicted model, not a curated record. NCBI's taxonomy places the organism in Eukaryota, Metazoa, Arthropoda, Insecta, Ephemeroptera, Baetidae. Bases 84 to 1898 code for a protein of 604 amino acids.